Messenger RNA from Neopelma chrysocephalum (saffron-crested tyrant-manakin), 6628 nucleotides. It is a transcript of the gene STAM, whose product is annotated as signal transducing adaptor molecule. The coding region runs from base 78 to 1712 and encodes 544 amino acids. Gene Ontology annotation, molecular function: ubiquitin binding; phosphatidylinositol binding. Lineage: Eukaryota; Metazoa; Chordata; Aves; Passeriformes; Pipridae. The transcript is spliced from 14 exons. Gene Ontology annotation, cellular component: ESCRT-0 complex. The record is from RefSeq and is a predicted model, not a curated record. Gene Ontology annotation, biological process: protein transport to vacuole involved in ubiquitin-dependent protein catabolic process via the multivesicular body sorting pathway.
GUCGCCGCCUGCUUUCUCUCUGUCCGCUGCCGCCGCUCUGCCGGGAGGGGCGGCCGCCCCGCGCCCCCGGCCCCGCGAUGCCGCUCUUCGCCACCAACCCCUUCGACCAGGAUGUGGAGAAAGCAACCAGUGAGAUGAACACUGCAGAAGACUGGGGCCUCAUCUUAGACAUCUGUGAUAAAGUUGGACAGUCGCGCACAGGACCUAAAGACUGUCUUCGCUCUAUUAUGAAGAGAGUGAACCAUAAAGAUCCUCAUGUUGCUAUGCAAGCGUUAACGCUUCUAGGAGCAUGUGUAUCAAACUGUGGCAAAAUCUUUCAUUUAGAAGUCUGUUCAAGAGAUUUUGCCAGUGAAGUAAGCAAUGUGUUGAAUAAGGGUCAUCCAAAAGUUUGUGAAAAGCUGAAAGCCCUUAUGGUGGAAUGGACUGAUGAAUUCAAGAAUGACCCACAACUUAGUUUAAUAUCUGCUAUGAUAAAAAAUCUUAAGGAGCAAGGAGUUACUUUCCCAGCUAUUGGUUCACAGGCUGCUGAACAGGCAAAAGCAAGUCCAGCUCUAGUUGCCAAAGAUCCUGGUACUGUAGCCAACAAAAAGGAAGAAGAGGAUUUAGCUAAAGCUAUUGAACUGUCACUAAAAGAACAAAGGCAACAGCAAACAACACUUUCCAGUUUGUAUCCGAGCACCUCAAGCCUUUUAACAAACCACAAACAUGAGGGCCGAAAGGUUCGUGCAAUUUAUGAUUUUGAGGCUGCUGAAGACAACGAAUUAACUUUUAAAGCUGGAGAACUUAUAACUAUCCUUGAUGACAGUGAUCCAAAUUGGUGGAAAGGUGAAACUCACCAGGGUAUAGGAUUGUUUCCAUCUAAUUUUGUAACAGCUGAUCUUUCUGCUGAGCCAGAAAUGAUAAAAGCUGAGAAGAAAACAGUGCAGUUCAGUGAUGAAAUUCAAGUAGAGACAAUAGAACCUGAGCCUGAACCAGUUUAUAUUGAUGAAGAUAAAAUGGACCAACUCUUACAGAUGUUACAAAGUGCAGAUCCAUCUGAUGACCAGCCAGACCUCCCAGAAUUGCUUCAUCUUGAGGCAAUGUGCCACCAGAUGGGACCUCUCAUAGAUGAAAAGUUGGAAGAUAUAGACAGGAAACAUUCAGAACUGUCAGAGCUCAAUGUUAAAGCAAUGGAGGCUCUUUCUUUGUAUAACAAAUUGGUGAAUGAGGACCCAAUGUAUUCCAUGUACGCAAAACUACAAAACCAACAGUAUUACAUGCAGUCAUCUGGUGUUUCUGGCUCUCAGGUUUAUCCGGGGCAAACUCAAAGUAAUGCAUACUUGGUAGCAGGGAGUGCACAGAUGGGCCAUAUUCAAGGUUACAAUCUUCCUCCUGAACAGCUCCCUUCUCUCAGCCAAGGCACAGUUACUCCAUCUGCCAGCUCAGUACUGCCUGGUCAGCCUGCACAGACAUCUUACACAAAUGCAAUGGUUGGUUCUGUUGCUGGAAGUACUUACUCUAACCAGGCUUCAGUGUAUAGUCCACCACCUGCUACUGUUGAUGUUGCUGCUUAUCAGAAUGCUGGAACUAAUAUGUCCCAGGUGCCAAACUAUAACUUAGCAUCUACAGCUCUGCCACAGACAGCAGGCAGUCAGCAAGCACCUCCACAACAACCACAGCCUCCACCACCUCAACAACCACAGCAUAGUUACUCACAGAAGGCUCUACUAUAGGAUCCAGGACUUCUGAUUCCUAAUCUUCUUUAACCUCUGCUAAAGGCAGUUGGCGAUUCUAUGAGUUUCUUCCUUUAAUCUCUUAAACUUUGUUUAUUCUCAGCUUAAUAAGAAUCUCUCUUGGUGAACAAGUUCAAUUUGCACUGACUUUUUAGGAUUUUUUUUUUAAUUUUGCAGAGGAACUGAUAUAUUUAGGAAAUUUACUUCCUUUUAAAAUGCCUAAAAAUUGGUACAAGAUUAUUUAUGUAUGGUAAAAUUGGCUAGUCUGUGAAAACUCAACAUUUGCAAACUGUUGUGGCAUAUAUGUUAUGUACGUAUAGUGUGUGAUUGCAGUAGUGCCCAUUUCAUAUAGCUGUGGUGGUUGUGUGAAUAUAUUUAACACAAUGUUUAAAAAUAAUUUACUAUUUUAUUUUAAUCAUGAACUGACAACCAUAUUUCAUAGUUUUGUGUAGUUUUAAGACAGAUGUGAUGUCAUUUUCCAGUGCAGGAAUAGCAGUAAUUCUGCAUAUCAUGGUUACAAUUACGAGCUAGGGUCUAUAUAUGAAUUUACAAACUUAUCUGAGUCUAGGUUUCACUACUUCUUGAAUUGAACACAAGUGUAUCAUGACUAUUAGAUAGCUUAUCUACCAAAGUAAACUUGUUAACUAGUAAGUGAUUUGGGGGGAUAACAGCAAAUUAUGAUUCUGCUUCGGACGUAAUUAAUAACUUAAAACUACUAUUCAGAGGCUGCUAAACAUAUGGGACCAUGCAACAGAUCAGGAUCUUGCAUUUUGUCAUGAGAAGCAUGUAAUUUAUUUUUUCCAAGUUGUUUUUUACAAUGAGAACUAGAACUAUGUUCUAUGUGUGUUGGUAGAGAUUACACCAAAGAAAGACAGAGGAAUUGAAUUGGAAGAGAAACAAUGGAGUUUUAAACUGGAACACACAACAUGAAUUACACUAUUUUAUUUGAAUCUUCUUAAUUAGAACAUGGAGAAUUAUGGACAUUUAAAUCACUUUGCUGAACAAACCUUCAGGGCUUCGUUUUAUCUCUUGUGGCCUUGCUUAGCAAUUUGUUCUGUUUACUGUUCUGACACAAACACUUCUGCCUUAAAUGUCUGUUUCAGUUUUCAGUUGUACCAUUUGAAUUUAUCAGCCCUUCUAUAGUAUCUAUAGUUUAUGAAGCAUCUCAUUUUAAUCGACAUUCAGGUUACUUUGAAUUGUCUUCUGCAGCAACAUGUAUUAGCCUGUUUUAAACCCUUAUGUUUCUCAGUAACUUAGUGAGCUGGCUCUUUAAGGCACUGUAUUUUCUUUCUGUGGCUGAGGUGCUACAAAAGAAACAUGGUAAUUGAAGGCAGCAUUUUAGGUAUGCUUGAUCUGAGUUUCUUUUACAGAGACUGUUGUUAUUUUGCAUUUGUAUUCAAUCUAGUAAUGUAUCCUGGUUUUGUCUUUUCCAGCUACUUUAAUUCCUCUUAAAGCAAUACUAGAUGGCUUCAACAUCAGAUCUAUGUUUUUAGUCUUGCUACUGUGUGUCAGAAAUUGUUUGCUUGUAUGUACUUUAUUUAGUGUGACGCUUCUGGAAUUAAAUGUUGCAAUUGUACAUUAUACUAUAAAAUGACCUCAGUUAUCCCAUACACUCCUGCAUCUGUUCACAGCUACCUAAGAUGCCUUUGUUUCACUAUUUUAAUUGACACUGGUGUUUUGCCAGAUGCUUUCAGAUGACUACUUUGCAUAACUUUUGAUGGGGGUGGUUACAAAACAUGCCCAUAGGUGAUCUGUUCCAGUUGGAGAUGUUCUAGCCAGAUGAUUGUUCUAAUACUACUAUUUUCACAUUUUUUUUCUCUAGAAUUCUUAUGCGCUCUCGCAAACUGUCAUUAAUUACUUCAGUACUUGGUAGCAUCACAAAAGCCUGUGGAAUUUGAGAAGAAAUACUGAGGAAAAAAAUAAUAAUCCAAGAUAUUGUGUCAUAGAUAAUUUUUUAAGGAUUGAAGAGGUGAUCUCUUUAGAAAAGACAUAUAGUAUAAUUUAGUGUUCUCUGUAUGCAUUCAGUACCUUAUUCCAAAAUCAGAUAUACAAUGUGUAUAGAAAUGUAUAAUUUAUACACAAAAGUGAAAAUAACUUUUGAUUCUAUAGUUCUUAGUCCCUGAUUCAAAGAGAAGCUUGAAGCAUCGAGAUAGUGUGGCUGACAUUGACUGUUGUAUUCUUAGGUUUUCACAUGUUGUGCCACAUGUUCACUAACAAGAGCCUGUGGAACUUCUGUACAGAAAAGACCCAGCAAACAUACUUUUUUUUACUAAUUUGUCUUUGUUUUUAAAAUUUUUGAAGUCUUUUCUUGACAUACAGAAAUGCUUGUUCCUGGUUUCUCAUUUGAAUGCUGAAACCUUAGGUAUAUCUUAAGUUUUUCUGCUUUCCAACUUGCUUAUUUUGGGCAUUCAGUCAUGUUUAUGAAAAUUAAAAUCACCUUUCAUUUAUAUUCAUCAUGACCAAAAAAACCACUUGCUAAAUUCAAUGCCCCUCUAAAUUCAAUAUAAUGAAAGUUUUGAAUAAAAGAUGGACACUUUCUGUUUUCCUUCCCGCCUUUAUUAAAGUCACUGCUCUAAGCUAUCCCCUGUAACAGACUGGGAAUUUUAGUUGAUUUUGAUUCAGAUUUCAUUGUCUACAGCUGGUGCAGUAGGUCACUAUUUUUAGGUUCAGAGUCUUAGUGCUUCUGCUGCAACCUACGUUUUCCAUUUCACAUGCAAUUUUCUGAUUAAAUUAAAUUUGGAGCUGUGUUGCUUUAUGUUGAUUUUUCUCAUCAGAAAAGUUAAUUUUAUCUUCUUGCUUGGUUGUGUCCUAUAUACUCAAUACUCUAAAGUGAUGCCUUCUCCUACCUUGCUAGAUGCUGUCAUUGCAUGAAUUCAUUCAGUCAUCCUCUUGUAUUCUCUGUUAUAACUUAGAAAUUUUAUGUCAGUUCAGCUCCUCUCUGUGGGUUUGGUAUCAUGAACGUGGAGAUGCCAUUGCUGGUCCUUCUCUGCCGUGAUUGAUUCUCAGAUUCCUCAUUUAUAUAUUGUUUUGACCAAGUUCAUGUAUGUUCCACCUUACUGUGGUAUUGAACACGGAAAUGUGGGUGAAUGGGGGAAAGUACACAUGCAGCUACUGUGUGGAAAAGCUUUUUAGCAAUUAAAUAAAAUGUGAGAAAGUUAAACUAUUUGAAAGUUAAGAAUCCUUGGAAAUGUUACUCGUGUUCCAAUAGAAGACCUAAUUUUUGAAUGCCUUGUUUCUUUACAUGUAAAUUGUUGAUGUAAGGCUGAAAUGUUUUCAAAAUAUUUUGUAUAACCCUCUGUCACUUAACCCUUUCAUUAAGGAAUACAAAAAUGCUAAUUACCUACAGAAGGGGUAUUUCAGUAACUUGGUUAGCCUGAACUGGAGCAAAUUCUGGAAAGUGCCUUCUGUGCAUUUCACUUCUACAAGCAAAACUUGUUUACCCUGUAUAUCAUCUCAAUUUAUGUGAGCAUAACAAAGGUGUUAAGAUUUACUGUAAAACAUCCCAGAAAAAAACAGAGGCAGCAUGUUGAAAUUUGCUGUAUUGAUGUCAUGGCAGUGUGUUCCAGAGUGCUCAGCUGCAGGAACAGUCACAACAUAUUUGUCCACCUCUGUUUAGUAAAUGGUACUGGUGUAGAUGUGUACUUAAUGUCAUUGGCCAAAACAUAUAUAGACAGCAGUAAAACAACAGUAAAAAGGAGCAAAAUAUAAGAAUUACUGCAGGCUUCUCAACAGGUGUGGGGCAGCACGCUACCCUCAUGGUACAGUUACUGUUCAUGAACUUUGAGUCUGGAGAACUGAAAUGAAUUUGAACUUUAGAAAAUUCUGGCAGAUUGAAAAUGAUUAGAUAUAAUGAAGGUGAUAAAUUUGCUCUUAAUACCAUGUACAUAUUUUGCUGAUUAAAUCUAGGCUGCUAUUAUAGUUCUCUGAUUUCAUCUAGAUGGCAGGAACAUCAGAUUUACACUGGAGAACUGCUUAAUACCUCAUUCUCCAAUUUUUUUCAUGUUUUCUCUAAUAUCACUUACUUUAUUUUUCACUCACAUUCAAUGAUAUCUCUGCAGUCUUUACAUACAAAGGUCUUACCUUAUUCCUUCUCUGCUGGGUUUCACAGAAUGAAAAAGGAUAUCUCUAAUUAGAGCAGCUACACUGGCACUUUGAAUUACACAACUGCAGCUUCCUUUGGAGAAGAUGCAUGUAUCUAUUUUGAAGAACAAGGGAGCAUAAUUUUUCCAGUUAAAACCUUGGAGGAGAUAUUUUUAAAGAAAAAGGUAGAGUAAAAGUUACAGAAACCACCAUUACUAACAGCAGGCAGAAUCAUUUUUUUCUCUGUUACUCAAUCUUAGUAAAGCUGACCGACUCCACACUACAGCUACUCCUUUCUCGUUUUUGGCUGCAAUGAAGAAUAGUGACCUUCAUACAUAGACUGUCCAAAACUGUAGGAAAACAUGGAGAAGGCCUUGACAUUUGAACUUUUUCCUUCAAUGUAAAAAACACUAUCUACAUUUUUGAAGCCUUGUUUCUUGAAUUAUGAUGGUUGGGUUUAAAAACAUUCCAUUUGCUACUAUGUAAAAUUGCAGAUCUGAAGAUCCCUUUUUAUGCUGCUACCUUGGCAAAAAGGUGGUAGGGGCUUUUGUUCUUCUAUCCUGCAUGUCCUUCUGGAAUCCAAAUAAUUUUUGUCUUUGUCAUGAAAAAGAAACCUGCUGCAGUCUGCUUUGGUUUUAAUAAAGUGUACACAGUAGCAAAGUGCAUUUUUGUUUGGCUUUGUUUGUUUUGAUGCUCCCUUUGAUGUUGGCAUAUGUAUAUAUUUAGAUAUACUACACUGUUGUACAAGAAUUGUUUUAGUAAAUAACACUAUUUGUAAAAACUGUUAAUUGUUUUUAGUAUGAAUGCAAAAUAUUAAAGUUCGAGUAUUUAGUUCA